AUGGCUCAAAGACCAUCUGCGCCCGGCACCCAUAAUUUUCGUAUUUGGCCUUCUGAGCCCACAAAACAUCAACCGAAUCCUCUUCAGAUUACCUUUUUGGAAUAUCAGAUUGCUGAGUUGAAAUUGCAGCAUUCAUUCGUUAUUCGGGAAAAUAAUAAUCUUCGUUCUCAGCUUUCUUUUCUUAUUCAAGAAAAUAAUAAUCUUCGUUCUCAA
Messenger RNA from Dentiscutata erythropus, 213 nucleotides. The record is from the annotation of a GenBank genome assembly. NCBI's taxonomy places the organism in Eukaryota, Fungi, Glomeromycota, Glomeromycetes, Diversisporales, Gigasporaceae.